AUGGAUGCUCCGGUACUCAACCCUGCUCAUGCUUUAAGAGCCCGACAAUUGCAAGUCGUUAACUUGAUUUGCUUGUUGUUGACUUUUAUUACACAACGUAAUAUGGCCAACAAAAAGCAGGUUAGAUUACCCACUAGAAAAGUUAUUUUAGAAGGACAAGCUGUACGGGAAGAGUUGCUCCACAAUCUUUUAAAAGGUGGUCAAUGUCGUGACCUUAUUCGUAUGAGUGAAAACGCUUUUAGGAGAUUGUGUGAAAUCUUACAAACUGUAGGUGGUCUACGACGUACGCAACGCAUGUCCGUUGAGGAACAUGUUGCUAGAUUUUUGCAUAUUUCAAAACCUGAGGCUGUGUCGUUAAAGACAAAAAAGAUUGCAUACUUCGAUGAGAUGUUGAUGUUAUUUGCAAGGGAUAGGGCAUCUGGUGCACAUGCUGAGACAGCGAAAGAAAGAAAUGCCCAAUUAAAUAAAAAUGAAAAUAUUCAAGUUGAAACAAUUAAAGAAGUUGAUGACAUGUUAGCUAACAAUGAAAUUCAUUUGGAGAACGAAUAUGUUGAUCUUGAUGAUAACAUUCAGGAUGUUAUUCCACCUCCUUUUUCACAAGAACAAUCUUCAUGUGCAAAGAAGUGUAAGAGUAAAAAGAGGAAAUUUGAAGACGACGACGAAGAAGAAGAUAUUAACUCAAAGAUAAUGAAAUCGGUUGAUAAUGUGGCUGGUGCUAUCAGGGAGGGUAAUAUAAUUUUUGAUAGAGCUUAUCCUCGGGAAUAUACAGGGGAAGAAAUUUAUAGAGAAUUGGAGUUGGUGGGUUUGGAACCCCAUGAAUUACCGAGGGCUCUAAAUUUUUUGGCAACAAAUCAAGCAAAAGCUAGGACAUUGUUCAGUUGUCCCCUUCAUAUACGGAUGGGUGUCCUCAAAGAUAUGAUGGGUGCACGUGAUUAA
Messenger RNA from Lactuca saligna, 936 nucleotides. Lineage: Eukaryota; Viridiplantae; Streptophyta; Magnoliopsida; Asterales; Asteraceae. The record is from the annotation of a GenBank genome assembly.